UCCGUUACCCACUCAACCGAGUUGGAAUAUGUUACAAUUGAUGGUGAUUGCAACUUUGGCAGGCCGACGUUUCCUCGUCGGAAUGAGAUGAUGGCAUACACUAUGAUCCCGGCGAGCUCCAUGAUGAAUAUCAAGUCGUGUAAUGUAUGGUACAACUCCUCUAAAGGUAUACUUCGACUGUGGUUACAAAAAACCAGCAAACAAAAAAAAGCAUCGCUGGUUGGUAUGGUGUUGGAUGAACAGGGUGUAUUGGUGCUGCCAGGGUACAUCACGGAGGCAGAUGACCAUGUGGCGUAUCCGUUUCAUAUCUGCCCAUCCUUGGAUAAGUCUAGCAAUCGAAAUUACUCAAUAUUUUUAUCAGCAACACCUCUAACAGGAAUCAAUCUCACAGUUCAAGUAGACGAGUCCAUCAUGACAGAAAAGGAAGACAAAUCUUUAGAGUUUGGACAUAAGAUCACCUCCCGACUGCUUGUGUUUGACGUCUCAUCCAUACAGGGAAAAUUUGAUCAUUUUCAAGUAACUGUCCGUUCGGAAGACGACACUCGUGAAUGUCUACUGUUUGUUUCAAAUAACUGUGAUGACGUUGUUAACGUGGAUGCAAUUGAUCCUCAGGCUGUGAAUUUCAAAGAAUCUAGUGGCACACUACAUCUUACCUUUACUACCUUCGGACGGAUCACCUUAUCCCACGCGUCGAAGCCACAGCUAACGACAGGUCGAUGGUACAUCGGUAUAUUCCUCAAGAAUGCCAACGGCAAAAAUCAUAAAGAAUUUACAAAAACUGUCAAAGUAUCGGUUGGUUUUGCUGGUGGCAUAAACAGAGUAAGCUUCACUCAGCCAAUUCUCCUACUUGUUCUGCUCUCGUUUCUCGGUGGUAGCAUCAUCGCAUUGUUCGCGGAUUUCUUCCUAAAUCCAGAGUUUGAGCACCAGUUAGUUCACAAACUUCGUAUGUAUGUUAAUUCACAUAUAUUCAGAAUGGAGGAGGGAGCAGACGCGAAUGAUAACGCGCAAAACCGCAAUGAAGCCAGCCCUCCAACUUUGAAAGUUAAUGGUCAUAACAGCCUCCCGACAGGCAGCAUAUGCCUCGACCUUGGGCAGGACUCGCAACAGCCUUAUGAUAUUGUCAAACUGAGUAUACCCAAGCACUGGCCUGGGCUAAAGAAUUGGGGGAAUGUAAUGCUAGAUUGGUUCCGUGGUGAUGAAAGGUCUUAUGCGUUUACGACCGGAAUCGUUGCCAUCAGCCUUUUGACUGGUGCUAUUCAAUUCAUCGUCUCCAACUGGCGGGAUAUGAUAGAGAGCGGCAACCGUGAUAUAUGUUAUUACAACGAAGGUUGCUACAGGGCAACGCCCCUCGUAGAUGUUCCCUAUAAUUUGAUCAUCAGUAAUCUAACUUACGUCAUUCAUGGCUUCGUUAUCGCGUUAUCCGUUUCGUUACGUGAGGCGACGUGUCGCGUAAACGAGCGGAUGCUAAACGUGACCGUGCGCAAGGACUCGUUCUCCAUCAUGUACGCGUUCGCGUGGUCCCUGGUCUUCCAGGGUAUCUUCUCGGCUUGCUACCACAUGUGCCCCAGCCGCAUGACGUUUCAGUUCGAUUCGGCUUUCAUGUUCGUCAUUUGCGGUCUGGUGAUCGUUGCCGCGUUUAAUUCCCUCGUCAGCAAAUCUCAACAUCGGCAAAGCAUCGACGACGAGUCACCGGCGACGUACACGAGUCCGGUGUUUGAGACGAAACUCUACCUUUUCUUCGUCAUGCCUUUACUUGUUCUCAACUACAUCGGUUCAAUACGAGAUACCGAGGGCCUGCUAAUGUUCAACGAUGCAGUGUUUUAUUUUAUGUGUAUCUUAUGGAUAACUUGCAUGUUCGCUUGGGUAUUUUUUCGUCUGAUGUUGCCGUGGAAGCCACGUCCCGAACCAGCCUUCUGGUGCAAGUUUUCCUGGCUGUGUGCCCUAUUUCCAGUGAUUAUGCUGUUCAUCGGCUUGUACACGGUCGAUCUGCAGAAAAACUGGUCCAUAUUCUUUCUUUUCACGUGCCUUGCUGCGGUUAUGUGCACGGUGAUUGGCUACAGUUUGACCGCAUGCUCGCAGAAUAUCUUCAAGCACGUGAAGAAGCGGAAAGAUUUGACUGCGCAUGAAAGCAGGGCGAUGAAGUGGAAGAUGUACUUGAAAUGGCCGAUCGUAAAUUUCCACGUUAUUUUGUACGCUGUUUGUACCGUGGCUUGCUGGUUGAUAGCAUUGUACUACUUCCUUCAGAAGCCAGUCACGGACAAAGUUAAAUCGGCAAGUAAAUCGCGAGAACUUAAUGCUGAGUGUUCUCUAUGGGAAUUUUUUGACGACCAUGACCUGUGGCAUAUCGCAUCCUCAUUCGCCUUGAUGCUUACAGCUUAUCUCAUUAUAUGGUGUAUUGGGUGAGGCAGACUAUAUCUGCCCAGAAUGUUCGCCACUUGUUCCCCGGCAAACUGCUUAUAUUGUACAUUAAUUGAUACGAAUGUACGUGUUUUCUCAGAAGGAUAUUAGCUAUAUACAGGAUCCCCUGAUAGAAUUCCAUCCGUGUCCUCAUUUGUUCCUCGACACACCGCGCAUGCAUAUCUGAUUUCAUUGUACAUUGGUUGAUAAAGAUGUACAUUUUUGUUCCUACAGCUGAUGCAUGCGAACCUUCAUGAUAUCAUUGGUACAUAGGUUUGGUACAUUGGUAUAUUGGUACAUACAUAUUUUUGGUAAUAAUGGAUCUCAUUCAAUGUUUUCAUUUGUUCCUCGACAGAGACAAUGUUUUAACAAUAGUUUAAUCGAACAAUGUUUUACGAACAUGUUAAAAGAUACUACUUUCAAACAGACUAUCACCUUCCAACAGGUUUCUUAUCGCAAUCAACGUUCUAAUUAGGGUGACUACAUGCUUGUCAAUUGACAAGUAGUCAAA
Dendronephthya gigantea is the source of this 2908-nucleotide messenger RNA. RefSeq lists its product as uncharacterized. Lineage: Eukaryota; Metazoa; Cnidaria; Anthozoa; Malacalcyonacea; Nephtheidae. The record is from RefSeq and is a predicted model, not a curated record. Bases 103 to 2403 code for a protein of 766 amino acids. Gene Ontology annotation, cellular component: membrane. The transcript has 2 exons.